AUGUCAACCUCACAGCCCAGAAGAAAUAGCCGCGUCUUCGACAAGCCUGUCCGCGUCGUCGCCGCCAACCAAGCAGGACCCGCCAGAAGCUCCCUCGCGAAUCCCAGAAACAUGAUCGUCGAGAAAGGAGGCCUGUGCUACCUCGCGAGAGAUAUCACGUACCGCGGAAACGGGGUGUUCCAACAGGGAAACCUCAUGCCGCAUACCAUUGUCGUCUCGAUCCACGGCGUGUGCAUGACGGGUCGCGGCACCACCGAGGCGCGAGCCACAUAUGGUGUCUACGUGGGCGACGGAUCGGAACACAACGAGGGCGGCGAGCUUCCCGAGACGGAGAAGCAGACGGCGCAGGUUGCGCCUCUGUACGCGGUCAAGCGGGCCAUCGAGAUCGUCGAGGAUCAGAUCAUGAUGGCGCCGGAUCCCGUCGAGUUGAAGACGGUGAUCAUCAAGACGCACACGACGUUCCUGAUCAACUGUCUGAGCUGCGACGUCUGGGAGUGGGAGAGGAAUGACUACCAGAACUCGGAGGGCUUCGAGGUCACCAACCGCCUGCUGAUCGAGAAGGUGCACGACAUGCUGCUGGAGGCCAAGCGGGAGCGGGGGCUGCGCAUCAAGUUCUGGUCGGUCGACGCGGAAGAGAACUUUGAGGCCUUCUACCUGGCAUACAUCCCGUUCGAGAAGCGAGUCACCAUUGCCGAGCCCGAGCCGCGGCCGAGCGAGUUGGAGCAAGCCGUGAUGUACUACAUGUUCGAGGCGCCCAUGGACCCUACCGCUCAGGCGUUGAGCGUCCGUCUUGAUAUCAACCUCCCGAGCACGGCACCCGACGGCCGCCGGAACUUUCCCGGCGUCACGGCCCCGAUCCGACGUCUGGUCAUCAUGGGCGAAGACCGCCCGCGCAACUUCGAGCGCUUGUUCGGAGCGACAUGGAAGGCUCUCGCUCUGCAGGAGUGGCGCGCGCUGCGGCACGAGGUUUUGACGGUGCCCGAGUCGGAACGCAGCCCGGCGGCCCAGAUGUUGGAUCGGGGGACCCCGUACUACCGACCCCGAGCCCCGACGACGGAGGAGAAGAGAUGGCAGGAUCAGAGAGAAGCUGAGCAGCGACAAGAGGUCGAGCGACAGCAGGAUGUCAAUGUCACCAUUACACUUGCCGACCUCAUGAACCUCGCACUGAGUGGUCAAGACGCUUGCUGA
Molecule: messenger RNA, 1188 nt
Organism: Drepanopeziza brunnea f. sp. 'multigermtubi' MB_m1
Lineage: Eukaryota; Fungi; Ascomycota; Leotiomycetes; Helotiales; Drepanopezizaceae
Biological process (GO): DNA replication, removal of RNA primer
Molecular function (GO): nucleic acid binding; RNA-DNA hybrid ribonuclease activity
Source: RefSeq, a predicted model, not a curated record